CAGUAUCUUUCCGCUGCACGUUUCAUCACUGUGACGCACUACCUAAGGUUCCUCACAGAGAGCCCCGGGCCUUGUGUGCAAGGCGUCCGCAUCAAAUCCCGGUACCGGCUUUCAUAAACAUGUCAAGGUCGCAGCCAUGGCUCUCUUUACUCACACCGUUACAUUCACGAACGAUUGCGGCUACGGAACUGUACCCCAAUCUAUGGGCCCUAAUGGCACUCUACUUUCCACCGGUCAACCUGUUACAUUUGAUGCCUCUGGAUUUAUACAGCUACUUCAAACUGGCAAUUGCGGAUCCAAUGGUGAAGGUUGCACUAUACGCCCGACUGGGUUUGGUUUCUACAACGGCUGCGAUGGUGUAGGUGUCGACUGCACCUCCGCGGAGUGCCAGCCUGUACCGGGCCAGAAGAGCUUGUCGGCCUGUUGCGAUGCGGAUAAUGUGGAUCUCGCUAUAACAUUCUGCGACUGAACAAUUCGUAGCCUAUGCGCUGUUAGACAUGGCAUCAUCUUCCUCGACCAAGUUCGCAUGAGCUCAACAUGUACGUUCCCUAUGUAGCGUCACGAUUUUGAUGUACUAUGCAUUGCAAAUCAU
Molecule: messenger RNA, 592 nt
Organism: Fomitopsis serialis
Lineage: Eukaryota; Fungi; Basidiomycota; Agaricomycetes; Polyporales; Fomitopsidaceae
Exons: 9
Source: RefSeq, a predicted model, not a curated record